AUGGACCAGGAGGAGGCUCCACCACCUUACUCGGCCGUCGACCCGUUACUUGCGCCGACAAACAACCGGAAUGGCGGCGCGACCCAGGGUGCGGCCCCGUUACAUGGAAAUGUCUCAGCUUCACGGAAUACCAAUAGCUCGAGCUUAGCAGAACAGUCUUCUACUUCCUCCUCGCCGGCUGUCGUGCCAACUCAUUUCACUUCCGCGGUGACGUACUUCGAGGAAAGGCCACCGGCAGUGCUGGAUGAAAGCCGGGGUCUACUGCACCACCAUAUGACCAUUUACCCUCGCAGCCAAGCGAAGGACUUUCCACGUCGGCCCCGCUGCUGGGUGUCACGCAUGGAUGAAGUCGCCCAGCAGGACUGGGACACGUUCUUGCGCUAUCUCUUCCCCUCGCAGUUGGGCUUGGCCGCUACUUCACAAGACCUGCCCCGGCAAUUGCGCGCAGAGAUCCAGCGAGAUCGCAAGGACCGACCGCAAGAGACUGAUGAGCAGCGACGAGCUCGGAUCGCAGCAGUGGUCGAUGAAUGGAAUCAAUUGUUUUUCGGGCCGCGCGCAACGCGCAUCGUGUUUGUCUAUGUUGGCGAACCCGAUGCAGCGCCCUCAUCUGCUCUUUGUCCUCGAUGCUACCCAGCUGCGACAAAGGCGACACAAGGUACCGGUUCCAUAGGAUCCACAGACGGCCAAGCUGCAAGGAAUUCGAAUAUGCCGUCACCAGUCGCUGGCCAGCAAACGCCGUCGCCAAACUCUUGGCAUCUACCUCCAAUACCGCAUUUUCAUCAGGGACGUCCGCCGCCAGGUGCUUACGGUCCAUAUGCCAUGUCUCCUUUCCCUACACCCGGUACAGCUACCAAUCACCAACCGCCACAAUACUAUCCCCCGCGACCGCCACCCCCUCCAGGUGUACCGCCAUGGCAGUGGAACAACUGGGCAUAUUCACAACCGCAGUUUGGUAAUUCCGGCACGCAAAAGAGUGGAACAUUGGGUUGGAUCUCCCAGCUGACAACCCAAGCACAAAAGUACGGCGAGCGGUUUGCCCAGCAGGCGCAGCAGUACGGAGAUCAGAUUAGUGCACAGGCAAUGUACUAUGGUCGACAGGUCGAGGAACAAGCACUAGCGCAUGGCCGCUGGAUCGAAGAGCAGGCUCGGCUUCACGGGCGAAAACAGGCAUACCCACAGUCUGGAUAUACAUCUUCACCCCCGGCGACUUGGUACCAAACCGAGACUGGCCAAACGUCCGGUGUUAUACAGGACACACCAACUCCCCCGAACACUACAAGCACACCAGCUGACUCCGAGAACGUCGACCAAAGCCAAACUCAAACGACAACCCAACCUCAAAACAAGCAAGACUCUCUUCCCACUAAAUCAAGAGACGACAAAUCACCUAUCGAGCGCUCACGUCGUGCAUCCAUUAGUUCCACCUCCUCCGAGUCCUCCCUUAGCUCAAUCGAUACCCUCUCCACCACCUCAGAUCUCACCCCCUCUGACCUAGCUACAGUCCGAGAGCAACUCCGGUCUCUCCAUGACCGGCAUGACCGCACGCUAUAUGAUGCCGCUGUAGACCUGCGGCAUCAACUUGACGUCCUCCAAGAGUCCCGCCGCGAUGCGCGCACAUCCGGCCGCCGGAACUGGCGAACUGGAUGGGGCCAGCAGCCGCCGUCUAACCGAGCCGAUGGCACAGACUGGGGACGCUGGGAAUCCCCAGAGCAGCAGCAGCGCCAAAAUGCAGAACGCCGUGCUAUGAAGGAAGAAAUGCGCGCUACGAGAAAAGCCUUCCGAGACGUGGUACGGCGCGCGCGAGAAGAACAGCGUGACCAGCAUCGUGCGCGACGGAAUCGCCGGCGCCAGGCACGUUCGCGCCAAUCUGGUGACGUCAAGGCGAACGACAGCGCGCAAUUGGACCAGCGACUGGAGAAUCUCUCGCUCAAGGAUGCGGAUAAUGCGCACCUUUUGCGCAUGCAACCGCAGCGGCCCAGUACUGACUCGGAGCUGAGUGCUUCAAGUAUAUCUGCUUCAGCUUCGCAGGUGGGCUCACAAGGAAUGCCAGCUGAGCUCCCAGAGAGGAAAAAGCCUCCAACACGGCUGAAGGAGAUGUUCCAACCGCGCAAUAUGAAGAAGCAGCGGCAGCAGCAGCAGCCCGGAAAUGAUACGAGAAAAGAUCCCGAUACAAAAGACAGCAAAGAUACUACGGAAAAGGAUAGGGGGUCUCGGUGA
This is a messenger RNA of Penicillium macrosclerotiorum, 2217 nucleotides long. RefSeq lists its product as uncharacterized. Bases 1 to 2217 code for a protein of 738 amino acids. The record is from RefSeq and is a predicted model, not a curated record. Lineage: Eukaryota; Fungi; Ascomycota; Eurotiomycetes; Eurotiales; Aspergillaceae. The transcript has a single exon.